AUGAACACAAUCCCUCACUAUACUAAUGGCAUUAUAACCAGCGGUAAUGAAAAGAAUGAACAUUUCAUUCGUGCAUUUCAAUGCUUUUUUGAAUUGUUUUCCAACCCUAAUCUGAACUAUCAAAGUAAAUUCAUAAAUGCUGUAAAGUAUGCGAAUAUACCACAAAGUGAAACAUUCUCAAAUGUUCUAAGUGGAUAUAAACUGUGCAGUUCUGCUGAUGAUAUUAAUAGUUCUGCUGCAAUGAUCGAUAUUGUGACAAGUACUUAUGACAAGAUAAGAACCAGUACCAAUGAUUACAUCAAUCAUAACAACUACAAUUCUAAUGAAAAUCUACACCAGUCAUCGAAUUCAUUUCUGUCAGGAUUGCAUAAAACAUCGAGAGGUCAACUUACUGCACAUCUAAUGGAAAAGACUACCAACGCACAUGUGUGUAACACUAAAUACCGGAAAUUUAACGAACCUUUAACAAAAAUGUCCUAUGACAAUUUAAAAGUCGAAGAAAAUUUGCACGAAAAUCCCUUGGACUUGAGUAUGUCAUCUAAUCUUAAUAUUUCACCUACGAAACCCAUCAUCACUGAAGCACAUAAUAGUAUGGAGAUGAUUGAUAAAAACCAAAAGUUAUCAUUAUUCCAAUUAGACUGUGAAUACAUCUAUGGUAAUGAAUGCAGAUCUGCUAGGACAAUGCAGUUAUCAAACAACUGUAUGACAAAAAGAAACGAUCACUAA
Messenger RNA from Heterobilharzia americana, 726 nucleotides. Lineage: Eukaryota; Metazoa; Platyhelminthes; Trematoda; Strigeidida; Schistosomatidae. The record is from the annotation of a GenBank genome assembly.